This is a messenger RNA of Hemibagrus wyckioides, 4952 nucleotides long. It is a transcript of the gene zdhhc5b, whose product is annotated as zinc finger DHHC-type palmitoyltransferase 5b. The transcript has 12 exons. The coding region runs from base 1481 to 3445 and encodes 654 amino acids. Gene Ontology annotation, molecular function: palmitoyltransferase activity. Gene Ontology annotation, biological process: protein palmitoylation. NCBI's taxonomy places the organism in Eukaryota, Metazoa, Chordata, Actinopteri, Siluriformes, Bagridae. The record is from RefSeq and is a predicted model, not a curated record.
UACAGCGUCUCUCCGACUGCAGAGAGAGCGUUUGCUUAGCUGGCUAAAUUCUCUAACCUGAUAUAUUAAGUUGUUGUUGUUGUUUUUUGGACAUAACGUGUGAGAUGACGUGUAGAAAAGACGUCGAAGACCUGCUCAAGUCUAAGCUACUUUACUACAGAGAUUAAAAACAACAAGAGGAUUUAAAACGUCCAUCUGUCAGUCGCUAAACUAGCUGGCGAAAACUAGCUAGCUGAGACUCAUAAAUAUUAGCCUAGCCUAAAAGGAGCAAAUUUCGCUCAGCGUAAAGACCUGCCGGAUAUACAGGAACAGUUCAACCUGCAACCUGUUUGUAGGACGAGAGGGGGGGAAACAAAACCACGAAGCCAUUCCGGAAAUGCUCAUAAACUCCAUUCAUUUUUGUUUCCUGUAAAACAAAGAGGGGCCCGAUGGGUUGCAAAACAGAGCUAAAAUGCAUUUGGACUCACGUGGGCGCCGUGACGUAUACAGUCGCCCCGGUGGAAACGCACGCAGGCGAAGGAGCCGUGUGUGUACAUACGACCCUCUGAAAGACUCCGGACAUCACCGUCUUCAUAUGGAUACAGAAAUACUCAAGCGUUCACAAUAUUUCUACCGAAGAGACCAGUUUUUUUUCCCCUGGCACGAGUUAAGUUCAGAAGUAUGAGCUGUCAUUUAGGCCAGAAGACCACAAGAGCGCCGUUUUUGUCCUCCAUCUUCAUAAUUACGGUCUUUUAUUAGACGGACCAUCCCAGUGGGCACCGGGGCUCCUGCAGAGACUGUGGCAGAAAUUUUCAUUCCAUUGUUUCCUUUUUCUGUUUGACUCGUCGUUAUUUCCACGCACCCCUCCAUUGUUCCUUGUUGGGUUUUUCUUUUGGUCUGCCUCAUGUUUGAGUCAUGCGUUCACAUUCACUCUGAAACGUUCGCCUUGUUCUCGAGAAAGAGUACUGUAGUUUUAUUGGGCUUCCUGCAUUACUGACAGCUUUGUUCGCUACUGUUUCUGUUCAGCCUCUCCGAUAGCUGAAACACAGGGCUUAGAAGCGAUUUGCACUAAGAGCUUUCACUUGAUUUAUUUUUUUUCCCCCUCUCUCUUUCUGCCAAAUCGUGUCACGUUCAAGCCAUAUAAAUUUCUAUUUUUUGAUGAAACUAUAGAUCUAUUUUAUCACGGUUAAGUUAGAUCAUAAAUUGUAUAUGUAUUUUUAUGUAUAAGCGCACAUAAACGCCUGCACUGUGUACAUCAGAUUCUUCAUGAAAUUGUGCACCUUGUUUUUUUUUUUUGUUUUUUUUUUCCGAGGCUAUUUUUACAAUUUUACAUUUCAAAAUAUAAUUUAUAAAACGUUUUAAUUAACUAUUAUUAUUAUUUUUUACCCGAGGUUACUAUGAAAGUUAGACAGUAUGACAGUACUUUCCUCCCGUAGCUCAGCAAGCGGACAUUGAACGCUCGUUUUUUGACCCCUCCGAUCCGCUCUGCGUUUUCUCCCCAAUGCCUGCGGGUCUCAGUGUGGGUGGGGCUCUCGGAGACCCCUCCCCUUCGCACCGCUUUCGCCCCAGUCGCUAUGUACCUGUAUCCGCGGCGACAACCUUCCUCGUUGGGGCUACGACACUUUUCCUGUGCUUCACUUGUCCCUGGCUGGCGGAGCGUUUCUCUUCUUCCAUUCCUGUCUACAACGUCGCGGUCUUCCUCUUCACCCUGGCCAACUUUUGCAUGGCUACGUUUAUGGACCCAGGGGUCUUCCCCAGAGCGGAGGAAGAUGAAGACAAGGAAGAUGAUUUCCGGGCUCCUCUCUAUAAGACGGUGGAGGUGAGGGGCAUUCAGGUGCGCAUGAAAUGGUGUUCCACGUGCCGCUUCUACAGACCUCCCCGAUGCUCGCACUGCUCCGUGUGUGACAACUGUGUCGAGGAGUUUGACCAUCACUGUCCGUGGGUCAAUAACUGCAUUGGGAGGCGGAACUACCGAUACUUCUUCCUGUUCCUGUUAUCUCUCACUACACAUAUAAUGGGAGUGUUUGGAUUCAGCCUGCUGUAUAUCCUCUAUCACACCGAACAACUGGACGAAGUGCACUCUGGAGUUACUAUGGCAGUGAUGUGUAUCUCAGGUCUGUUCUUCGUCCCAGUAGCAGGACUCACUGGCUUCCACAUUGUGCUGGUAGCCAGAGGAAGAACGACAAAUGAACAGGUUACGGGGAAGUUCAGAGGGGGCGUUAACCCGUUCACACACGGAUGUUGUAAAAACGUGUCUCAUGUGCUCUGUAGCUCUCAAGCUCCAAGGUACAUAGGAAGGUUGAAGCAGAGCCAGUCCCUUCAGGUUCAGCCUCCGUUUCUGAGACCUCAACUUUCUGAAGCACAGCUCGCUGCGAAAGUCCUGGACAAUGGGAUCCAGCAGUCUAAGAGCAGUCUGGAGGCCAUGGAAAGUCAAUCUACAGACAUUGAGCCGCCUCCACCUCCUAAACCGGAGCACAGAUACCAAGGGCUGCCUCACACACACAAUGAAGAGAGCAGUCUCCUGAGUGAAGCACCACCUACACCUGCGUUAUAUAAAUAUCGGCCGUCCUACAGCAGUCCGGGAAAAAACCACACACAUUCCACACACAAGAUGAAUCGGGGGGACAGUGUGACAGAGUCGCCCUCCGUCCCCCUGUCCACCGGGCACGCCAGCUAUCGCUCGGAGCCCAGUCUUUCGGGGCGGGGGAUUUCUGGGUGGCGACCAGGAGGGGGAGGGGAGGGAGGCAGAGCAGGCUCGGGGGGACUGGGUGGGCCGUCGGCUCUCGGAGGGCGGUCUUAUCCUUCUUUCACUGACACGCUCCUACACUCAGCGGUGGCCUCGUGCUCUUCCAGUAUCCGCUCUGCUCAAACGACCCACAAUGCACUGGGGCCACUGCUGUCUGAGGGCACAACCUCUACCAGCUAUAAAAGCUUGGCUAAUCAGACACGGAACGGCAGCCUGUCUUAUGACAGUCUGCUGACGCCUUCGGAGAGUCCGGAGUUCGAAUCGGCUGCCCCCGAGCUGUCCCCGCCCAGGCCGGCGCCGCCGCGCUCGCUCGGUUCUACUCCUGCGGCUCCACCCAUCAUGGGUUACACCUCGCCGUUCUUGUCUGCUCAGCAGAGGGAGGGCUCUCUCCAGGCCUGCCCUGCCCCCCUAAGACCCUCCCCCAACAGACCUUUCCUGCGCCCCACAAGCCCACCCCCUUCCCGAGCUCCGCCCCUGUCUCCUCGCGCUCGCUCUUUGGGUUCACCGCCUCCUGCCCCAGGAAGCAUGCCUAUGGGCAAAUCGUUAUCCUACGCUGGUGGAGCGGAGUUACGGCAGUGCCCAAAUAACACAGGGGGUGGUACUUCCACGUCAAACUCUAGGCAGAGACUGACCAAUCACAGCACCCACGCACACAAACCUGGCGGUGGUGUGAAGAAAGUGAGCGGUGUCGGAGGAACGACUUACGAGAUCUCAGUAUGAGUUGUGUGUGUGUGUGUUUUUUUUUUUUUUUAACGACGCAGAGGAUUUACUCGUAUCUUCUGACCAAGAGGAACGACCGGAGAGCAGAUCAUCCAUGUAAGCCAAAAAAAAACCAAACAAUCAAAGACAGAAAGAAAAGAAACUCCUCAUGGAUCCAGCAUCGGAGGAAGAACGCUACAAAUGUGGAUUAGUGAAUAAAAAGCCUGGCUCAAGUUUCCUAAUCUCCAUAUCAUGGUUUAUGAAUCGCCAAGAUUUUAUUAUUAUUUUUUAAAAACACAUAUUUAAAGAAUUGUUUUUUUUUUAAAAGAUUCACGAAGGCUGUUCCAUCCAGACCGGAGCUGCCGACCUUGCUGUAUGAACAAUCGCUCAUAGACUCCAAUGGAAAUUUUAUUGUUUUCCCGUCAUACUCUGGACCUUUUAUUUUCCUUGUAUUUUUUUAUGUUUCUUUUCCUAAUAUUAUUUUAUACAGGUACUGAUACAGUAUAGUGUAAGAUUUAUCGAAUAUGUUUGAUAGGAAUGCCAAUUAUAGUAGCACGUAGGCACUGCUUUUGAGGUUUGUUCGAUCGAUUUUUGUUUUUAUUAAUAUAAAAGACGGCUGCAUCAGCCAGUCAGAACCCGAGCUGGAGUUCACAGCCAAAGAGACAAGUGUAGUCAGGGACCUGCUUUUCACAGACAGCACACUUGGCAACCAGGAGUGAAUAUAACGUUUGAAUCAUUACAGCACAAAAUGAUUUGUGAUGGAAAAACCUGGGUACCGUACCUAUUUUGUGCAAGAUAAAGGGUUCCAAUCAAUCAGGAAGGAGCCGUUUCAAUAUCAUUGGCCAGAGGAGAGUGCUCUGGUCCCGUGAAAGUACAUGCUGGAUGUGCAGUACACCACUGAGAUGGGGGAACUGUACCGUUUUUAUUUUUUAUUUUAUUUUUUUAUAAGCAGUGGUUACGGUUCAGAGCUGGAUUAUAAAGAUGUUUUCUGACCAUCACUGAGGUUGAAUUAGGGCGUGUGUGCGUGUGUGUGUGUGUGUGUGUAUGAGCAUGAGAAAAUGGCAGAGGAACAAUUAUUGAUGUCUCAGUCUAUUCUACUAGAGCACAUUCCAGCUUUGAACCUCUCUGCUAAUUGUAGUGUGUGUGUGUGUGUGUGUGUGUGUGUGUGUGUGUGUGUGUGUGUGAGUGAGAGUGAGUGAAAGGCAAAAAAGAGAAUGAUGUAAGUGUCAUGUUUAGCUUUGAGGUCCGAGGAACAAUGAACGGUCAGUGUAACAUAAAAGCAGUUUAUGCAGUAACACACACACAAAAGUAUUUUUACCGAUAACCUUUUUUGUCAUUUCCACCAUGGCCUUAUAAAGCCUUUUUUUUAACUGCACGCAUUAACAGGACAAAAAGGAUUCGGUUCAAAGGGUGGAGGUUUUGUUGUUUUUUUUUCUACCUGUCUGUAUUCCUUUAAUGCAGGUGACACUGGGUCACAUGAGCCAACACAUUUCCAACAAAACAAUAAAUAAUAUUGCAACACUGAGAA